This is a messenger RNA of Closterium sp. NIES-67, 889 nucleotides long. NCBI's taxonomy places the organism in Eukaryota, Viridiplantae, Streptophyta, Zygnematophyceae, Desmidiales, Closteriaceae. The record is from the annotation of a GenBank genome assembly.
GUUGCGAACUGGCGUUUUCUUUCGCGAGCCCCUUGUUGGGCGAUGGAGUGGCGGCACUGACACAGGCAUGAGGUGUCACUGACAGUGAGCGUCGAGUGGUAUUGGGUGAUGAUGGAGGUAACGGGGACGUGGCAUAGAAAGGUUGGUACAAACCAUUUGAGUUAGGGCUAGUGAUGCUUUGCCAGGUGGAGGUGAUAUUCAUUGGGACCACAUGACGCUGUCAGCAGUCAGCCCACGCAAGCACUACUCGUUGUCAUGGUUAGCAGCAUAAUGAACGCGUGAGAAAUGUAUCCCACAAUGUACCUCCCUCCAUUAACCAGUGAUAUCAUGUUUUGUAGAGAGUUGGGAAUAUACUCGUUAUAGUUUGAUUCAUUCCCCCUUCUCUCGUCAUGUGGUCCCAGGACUGGGCCUCUCAAAACGAAACUUUUGUCCAAUCACGAGACGUGGCUCCCCUCCACGUCAUGCCUUGCUGUCGCUUUCAGCCCAGUCUGACGUCUGGCCGGUUUGUUGUGCCGUCAGUAAUCGCCCCUCGGCCCCACACACUUUCUGCUGCCAGCGCAACUCCUUCGAAAGUCACGAUCAAGAUUCAUAUUUCACCCUUGAAACCCUUCAGCACUCCAGCACUCCAGUACUCCAGCAAAACCCCAACCAUGGCUCCUCCUGGAAUGCCCAGCACAUGACAAUUUCGUCACCAGGCCUCUCGAUAUCCAAGGGGUCACCCUGCAGUUUCCGAGUUUGCCCGGGAUCCAACUCGUCCAGGAUGGGUAGCCCUAAAAUGUUUGACUGUUUUUGCAGGCAAGAGUUUCGUCAAAGCUCGGAAUAAGCCACUCCUGACAAUGACAGGGGGAGAUUUAAUUACUAGAGGCACGAACGUUUACAUUAGAUUUUA